Molecule: messenger RNA, 462 nt
Organism: Orbilia oligospora ATCC 24927
Lineage: Eukaryota; Fungi; Ascomycota; Orbiliomycetes; Orbiliales; Orbiliaceae
Exons: 1
Coding region: 1-462 (153 amino acids)
Source: RefSeq, a predicted model, not a curated record
AUGACAUUUGAAUUGAUCAUCAUUGGCACCAGCGCUGCUGCAUUCCUAAGCGGCAUGCUUGCAACCGAGGCCUAUAAAGCUCUUGAAAUGAUUUAUCUCGAACAUCGCGCCCGAGUCAACCACGAGAUCGCUAAGUUCGGACGCCCACUCAAACGCAAGGAACGAAAGAUUAUGAAGAGAAAAUUUAAGUUGGAUCAGAUGGCUGCCGCUCUCAGUGUCAAUACCUUGAAUUCCAAAAACAGUAGACGUUCCGACCACGCACAUACGCACGGAUCCGGUUCAGAAAGAAGAUCCGCCCCCAGAAGCAACUAUUCAGAUGUACCACAGCCGGCGCCACCCCCCUUGCCUAACCCAAAACACGGCCCGUUCGCCGACCAAUCUCAUGCUCUGUACAUCUACGACGGAUCUUCCAGCCCAGAUAAGGGACUCUCACCCCGAGAUAGUGCCCAGAAGAAAGAAUAA